Molecule: messenger RNA, 1065 nt
Organism: Aureobasidium subglaciale EXF-2481
Lineage: Eukaryota; Fungi; Ascomycota; Dothideomycetes; Dothideales; Saccotheciaceae
Exons: 1
Coding region: 144-596 (150 amino acids)
Source: RefSeq, a predicted model, not a curated record
GAGGAGUACUUCGGUCAGCAAGAGGAAGACUAUAGGAGGACAGGGACUGGGUAGUUCCAUGCACGAAUUAAAGAUGAAGGAAACUGGGACGUCUACAGUAGGAUACCCUAAUCCGACGAAAUGACAACAGCGUAAAUUCUCUCAUGACUCAUCUUCGACCACGCCUAGCAGAACUCCCUUCUAGUAGUCCAGGCCAACCUUUGGAAACACAUCAACACACCACGACCAUGAUGUCUCUCGCCGACCUCUCUAUCGAAGUCCCGUGCAAGAUCGCGGAACUCGUCCAGAUGGACCAUCCAGAGGACUAUACCAGCAUGCGUAUCAGCUGCAAGUCUCUCUACCAAAUUACAAACACUCCAUUUGCUGUCACUAAUUUUGAGGAAAGGUAUCAUGUUUCCGUCAAGUACGGCCUUGAGAAGCUGCAGACAAUGACUGCACGUCUUUGCUUUGACCCAUUUGUGAAGACGAUCACGAUCAGGAUCGUCGAGCGCAAAUGCAAUGAGGGUCUGUCAAGGUGGCUGCCUGCUAACAGCCAUAUCUUGUCAGCCGACUUUCGCAGGCUCACGAGUGACGCCUCUGAGAACAUCAGGAUAUGAUCGACGGUGGUCAAGAUCGCCAUUCGCGGAUGUGACGAUGAGAUGUGGAAAGCACUCAGCAAAUUCAGCUAUGGGCUUUCAAGACUCCAGAAGGCAAAGCAUCUGCCUGAAGAGUGGGAAGUUCCCACCUGGAAGCUUCGUUCGCAGCAGUAUCAAUGUCAAUCACCGAUUCUCCGCCUGCUCUUCGAAAACGGGACCGAUGUAUUUGAGGCGAACGGAGCCUUUGGACUCGGGGAGCUCAAGAGUCUCGCUGCUUAAAUCGAAGCAGUCGAAAAGAUCGAGAUCGACAUGAUGGAGAAUCAAUGACGAUGAGGAGAGGAAGUUAUCGUGUCUGCAUCUUCUGGUUAUAUAGCACGACCCGCUUCCAUCUUUGAGCCGUCGGAAUAGCAACGAUCGGAUUUUCCAAGGAUUCUCGAGAGGUUAUAAGAGCUUCGAUCAAUCUCUGGUGCCAUAUUUGAGGGUCAAUGAU